GUCUUUCCUCCUUGCUUUUUGGUGAUGCAGGACAAGUUCCGGGUUUCCAUAGAAACUGUUGCCUGGAGAGGCUCUUUGUAGUAGAAUUUAUUCCGCUGCUUGACAAUAGAAGCUGCCUGUUCCCAAGCCCAGAUGAGAAAUUCUACAGAUUCUCUUUGAGAAAGGGGAAAAUAAAAAGCCAUUUAUGGAAGGCAGGGAGGAUUCUGAAGAAUCACCUUGCAAUCUGCAGGCCACAAUCCCUACUCAAAACUUCACCUCUCCCUCCAACGUUAGUUUGCGGUUUUCCUCCUCACUUCCGACUGGAAAGAAGACAAGUGGAGGGUGAGAAACGUUCCCAUCACCAGCUCCUGUCCCAGGUUCUCAGCAAAUUCAAAAACGAGAGAGAAGACUUCUAUCAGAUCACCUGAAAGACUCACGUCCAGCGCCCAUAAGGGUCUCGAAUUAAUCCGAAAUCCAACCGGUGAAACCUCAGCCCGCUUGGCAAACCCCUGACGCCUGAUCCGGGAGCAGCGGGACCGAGGGACUCCCCGCCACUGGAAGCAGGGAGGCGCUGGAGCUCCAAAAAGCCGGGCGUGCGCUAGGACCCGGGGCCAGCCUCCCAGAGCCGGAGCAGACACACCUGUUUUCCCGGCUCCGGAUCAACAGAACGGGGCGGGCGGGCGGACGGAGGAGUGCGCGGCCGUCCGGGCUCCGCUCGCAAGCAGCAGCGGCUGCGGAUCCCCCCCCCACGCCGCGAGGGUCUGCAAGGAGGAGCCCGCGGGCUCCGGGUCUGGGUUCUGAAGACGCGAGAAGCGGGUGGGGGCGGGUUUCCCACGUGUGGGCUUGCCAGAAGGCGGCUGCCGUGGAUUUCCCCACCCAGAACCGGCCCCGGUGGGGCUGGGCUCGUCUGGCUUUUGCAGCCUGCCGGGCGCGCCCAGCGCUCGGGAUUUAACCGCGGACUCAGUCUUCCCCUUCGUCCUUCUGUGAAAUGGGCGCAUUUGGAAAGCUCCUGCUUGCCGGCGCCUCCGGUUUGUUAGGGCGCUUCGUUGGGCAGGUCGGCGGUUUCCCAAUCAGCUGUCUGGAUUCCCCUUUGAAAAGUGGCUGAAGGGCGGGGGGGGGGGGAAGGAGAGCUACAGUUGCAUUGGCAAGACAGAAGAGACAUUGGGUCUAGAAGAGGAGGAGGGGGGGUGUCCCAGUUCCAGCCAGAGGCUCCUUUGCAGGGUUGUGGUUGUCGUUGUUUUGGGUGGGGGGAUUUGGGGGCUGGAGCAUCUGCCGGAGGAAUGGGCCGUGGGAGGAUGGCGUUGGCGGACUCUUCGGUGGAAGAAUGCUCCGACCACGUCUUUGGUGGAAGGACCCUGAACCGUCCCCGCAAGCUUUUGCGCAGGGUGGCCUCCCAGGCGGUGACUAGGACCAACCCGCCGCUGGGCAUCAUCUUCACCACCCUCCUGUAUUGCGGGGAGCUGGCCUCGGCCUGCGUGAUGACCGUCUCCUACAGCCGCUCCAACGAUCAGUUCUGGAUGGUCCUGACUCUGCUCUUGAUGCUCAUCUCCUCCGUCAUGGUCCAGCUGACCCUCAUCUUCGUCAACCGGGACUUGACCAGCGACAAGCCCUUCAUCCUUUUCAUGCACCUGGUGCUCCUGGGACCCCUCAUCAGAUGUUUGGAGUCCAUAGUGAUGUUCUACCGCCAAGGCCGGGAGGAGGAGCCUUACGUCACCAUCACCCGUAAGAAGCAUCUUCACAGCGACUGCGAGAUCGAGAUCGAGCAGGAAGUGGGCCACCUGGUCCGCCGGCUGGUCACUCACCGUAAUGCUUUCAAGCGCAUGGCGGUCAUUCAGGCCUUCCUGGGCUCCACCCCACAGCUCACCCUACAGCUUUAUGUCACUGUAAUAGAGCAGUACAUCCCUCCCAGCAGAGCUGUCCUGAUGAGCAUGUGCUUACUCUCCGUCACGUAUGGCGCUUUGGUCUGCAACACCCUGGCCAUCCAGAUCAAGUACGAUGACUACAAGAUCCACCUCCACCCACUGGCUUUCAUCUGCAUCAUCUUGUGGAGGGGUUUGGAGAUCUCAACCCGCAUCACCAUCUUGGUCCUCUUUGGGACCGUCUUCAAAUAUUACGGCUUGGCCGUUGGGGCGGCCAACUUCUUGAUCUUCUUUUUCUUACCGUGGGUUGAGUUUUGGAGAAGCGGGGCCAAGUUGCCCGAGAACGUGGAGAAAAACUUCAGCCGAGUGGGAACUUUGACUGUCCUGAUCUGCAUCACUCUGCUCUACGGCGGCAUCAAUGUCUUCUGUUGGUCGGCUGUCCAGCUCAGGUUGUCCAGGCGAGACUUGAUUGUCAGGUCCCAAAACUGGGGCUGUUUAGCUUUAUUCUAUGUGUUCCGUGGACUGGAGAACAGCCUGCUGCUCCUCGUUUGGUACUUCUUCAAGACGGAGUUCUACGAGUACGUCUGCACUCCCAUGCUUGUGCUGCAGCUGCUUGUGGCCUACUGCCUGGCCAUUGUCUUCAUGCUUUCUUUCAUGCAGUACCUGCAUCCCUGCCGCCGCCUUUUCACACAUAACGUCACGGACUUCUUGCACUGCGUCUGUUGCCAGAAGGAAGAUGUUGCCGUCUCGGUUGAUUUGGAACCACCUCGUGAACUCGGUGUGAGGCACAGCGUAGUAUGACAAUCGACACCCUGCUGAUGGGAUGAUGAUCAAUCCCAUCCGGUUUCAAGAUUCAGGAGUGGUACCUGUUUACCCCACCGGGAUAAGCCUUAAUUUCACGGUGCUAUGCUAUAAUUUAUAAGCAGGGAUGCAGGCGAUCGUGGUGGUGAUAGCUUCUGGAGCAUCAGCUGGACUUAUGAUAAUGGGCUGUAGCCUAGUGUUGUUGGUGCAGGACUAGGGCAUUCAGCAGAGACAGCAGUAGAAGACUUGACACAUAGUAUGAAAGAGGAACUCUAGUUGAUGGGGCAAACCAUCAAUGAAGGAUGACCUCUUCUAGGUGCCAGCAGUUGGACACCAGUUGGACACCAACUGCCUUGGCUGUGUUCAUUUCCAGAAAUGGAACUGAAGGACACUCAGCUGGCUCAGAACUAUUGUAAGAAGUGCAGAAGAGUGGCCAAUGGAGACUGUCUCAGAUCUGUGGGAUCCUGCACAGUUGGGUAAAACUUCAGAGUGACUUCCCCAGCCAUUCCUUUUAUUUAUUUGAAAACUUGUGAAGACUUUAUUAUUAUUAUUUUUUUGUAAUUUGAAGUGAUGGAAAAGAUGUUGCAGUUGAUAGCAA
Molecule: messenger RNA, 3237 nt
Organism: Pantherophis guttatus
Lineage: Eukaryota; Metazoa; Chordata; Lepidosauria; Squamata; Colubridae
Gene: XKRX
Product: XK related X-linked
Cellular component (GO): membrane
Source: RefSeq, a predicted model, not a curated record